UCUUCUCGCCACCCAUCGGAAACCAAAACCAUCCCUUUCUCUCUUCUCCCUCUCCCUCCUGCAAUCUCAAGACGUGAUGGGGACUCCGCAGCGGGUCCUCCUCGCGCCGUGGGCGCUGCUGGCGGUGGUGGCGCUGCAGCUCGCCGGUGCCUCGCAUGUCAUCCACUGGAGCCUCGAGGCCGAGGCGGCGCCGCCGCCGUCGGUGCCGGCAUCCAUUGUCAGCCCCCUGCUCAAGACGGGGUACCAUUUCCAGCCGCCCAGGAACUGGAUCAACGAUCCGAACGCUCCGAUGUACUACAAGGGGUGGUACCACCUGUUCUACCAGUACAACCCCAAGGGCGCGGUGUGGGGCAACAUCGUGUGGGCGCACUCGGUGUCGCGCGACCUCAUCAACUGGAUCGCGCUGGAGCCCGCCAUCUACCCCAGCAUCCCCUCCGACCAGUUCGGCUGCUGGUCCGGCUCGGCGACGCUCCUCCCCGACGGCACGCCGGCGAUCACCUACACGGGGAUCAGCCGGUCCGACAUCAACUACCAGGUGCAGAACGUCGCGUUCCCCAAGAACGCCUCCGACCCGCUGCUCCGGGAGUGGGUGAAGCCGGCGGAGCUGAACCCGAUCGCCGUGCCGGAGGGCGGCAUCAACGCGACGCAGUUCCGCGACCCGACGACGGCGUGGUACGCCGACGGGCACUGGCGGAUGCUCGUCGGCGGCGUGCGCGGCGGCGCCCGCGGGCUGGCGUUCGUGUACCGGAGCCGGGACUUCCGGCGGUGGCGCCGCGCCAGGAAACCGCUGCACUCGGCGGCGACGGGGAUGUGGGAGUGCCCGGACUUCUUCCCGGUGUCCGGUGCCGGGCUGGAGAACGGGCUCGACACCUCCGAGGCCGGCCCCAAGUACGUGCUCAAGAACAGCCUGGACCUCACCCGGUACGACUACUACACCGUGGGCAGCUACGACCGGCGCAGGGACCGGUACGUGCCGGACGACCCCGCCGGCGACGAGCGGCGCCGCCGCUACGACUACGGCAACUUCUACGCGUCCAAGACGUUCUACGACCCGGCGAAGCGGCGGCGCGUGCUGCUCGGCUGGGCCAACGAGUCCGACAGCGUGCCCGACGACAAGGCCAAGGGCUGGGCCGGCAUCCAUGCGAUCCCGAGGAAGAUCUGGCUGGACCCCAGCGGGAAGCAGCUGCUGCAGUGGCCGGUCGAGGAGGUGGAGAAGCUCAGGGGCAAGCCCGUCAGCGUCGCCGGCAAGGUCGUCAAGCCCGGCCAGCAUUUCGAGGUCACGGGCCUCGCAACUUACCAGGCUGACGUGGAGGUGAGCUUCGAGGUGUCGAGCCUGGACAGGGCGGAGCCCUUCGACGCCGCGUACGCCAACGACGCGCAGAAGCUGUGCGGCGUCAAGGGCGCCGACGCCAAGGGCGGGGUGGGGCCCUUCGGCCUGUGGGUGCUGGCCUCUGCCGACCUGCAGGAGAAGACGGCCGUCUUCUUCAGAGUCUUCAAGGACGGAUACGGCAAGCCCAAGGUGCUCAUGUGCACCGACCCCACAAAGUCGUCUCUUAGUCCAGAUCUGUACAAGCCGACCUUUGCGGGCUUCGUCGACACCGACAUUUCGAGCGGGAAGAUCACUCUCAGGAGCUUGAUCGACCGAUCCGUGGUGGAGAGCUUCGGAGCAGGAGGCCGGACUUGCAUCCUCUCAAGAGUCUACCCCUCCAUCGCUGUCGGCAAAGACGCUCACCUUUACGUCUUCAACAAUGGGGAGGCGGACAUCAAGGUGUCGCACCUGACUGCCUGGGAGAUGAAGAAACCGCUCAUGAACGGCGCCUGAGAAGUCACUGAUGGGAACGGCGUCUGGGAGAUGAAGAAACUACUGGUGAUGAACGGCGCCUAAGAAACCAUUGAUGACCUUAUUCGUUUUCUUUGACACGGCUGCUUCGCAGUUGAUUGUCGUUGUUGACGUCCUUCAUUAUUGAUCAAGAAGUGACAGUUUGGGUCGUUACUUCUGAUAGAUUCUUCUUCUUCUUAUUUGUGUAUGUGUACACGUGGGGGGGUUUUUUCGUGCUCAGCUGUUGAGGGAAAGGGAGAAAUUGAUUAUGCUUCUUCUUGUACUAUAUGAGUUAUCAGAUGAUGAAUAACUUGUAUGAUGAAUAAAAGCUGCUAAUUUUACAGCUGCUAA
This is a messenger RNA of Panicum virgatum (switchgrass), 2170 nucleotides long. RefSeq names its product beta-fructofuranosidase, cell wall isozyme-like. The coding region runs from base 77 to 1822 and encodes 581 amino acids. The transcript is spliced from 7 exons. The record is from RefSeq and is a predicted model, not a curated record. Gene Ontology annotation, biological process: carbohydrate metabolic process. Lineage: Eukaryota; Viridiplantae; Streptophyta; Magnoliopsida; Poales; Poaceae. Gene Ontology annotation, molecular function: hydrolase activity, hydrolyzing O-glycosyl compounds.